This is a messenger RNA of Emys orbicularis (European pond turtle), 1275 nucleotides long. RefSeq names its product galactose-3-O-sulfotransferase 1 (gene GAL3ST1). The record is from RefSeq and is a predicted model, not a curated record. Gene Ontology annotation, molecular function: galactosylceramide sulfotransferase activity. Gene Ontology annotation, cellular component: membrane. NCBI's taxonomy places the organism in Eukaryota, Metazoa, Chordata, Testudines, Emydidae. Gene Ontology annotation, biological process: myelination; galactosylceramide biosynthetic process. The transcript is spliced from 2 exons. The coding region runs from base 1 to 1275 and encodes 424 amino acids.
AUGCUGCAGAAGAAGAAGCACUGGAGGUCCAUGUGCAAGGGGCUUGUUCUGGGAACUGUCCUGACCAGCUUUAUGCUACUGCUGUACUCCUACGUGAUUCCACCCCUGCAAGUCAGCAUGAUGGAGAUUCCUAUCCCUUACUCCUGCUCCUCCUAUCCUGCCCAGGCCAGGGUGCCAGGUGCAGCAAACAGCACCCACAGUCCCCCGGGGCAAGGAUGUCUGCCCAAGCUGGACAUCAUGUUCAUGAAGACACACAAGACAGCCAGCAGCACCAUUCUAAACAUCCUCUUCCGCUUCGGCGAGAAGCACCGCCUCAAGUUCGCCUUCCCCAAUGGCCGCAAUGACUUCUAUUACCCCUCCUACUUUGAACGCAGCCAGGUCCAGGACUACCAGCCCGGCAUGUGCUUCAAUAUCAUUUGCAACCAUAUGCGCUUCCAGUACCAGGAGGUGCGCAAGCUACUGCCAGCUGAUACCAUCUUUCUGACAGUGCUGCGGGACCCCGCCUACCUCUUCGAGUCCUCCUUCCACUACUUUGGGCGCAUCAUCCCCCUCACCUGGAAGCUGCAAGGCGAGGACAAGCUGGCAGAAUUCCUCCGUGAUCCAUGGCACUACUAUGACCCUAACGGGUUCAACGCUCACUACCUCCAGAACCUGCUCUUCUUUGACCUGGGCUAUGACAACAACAUGAAUGCCAACAGCCCCUUGGUGGACCAGUACAUCCAGGAGAUCGACCAACAUUUCCAUCUGGUCAUGCUGUUGGAGUACUUUGAUGAGUCCCUAGUGCUCCUGAAGGACCUGUUGUGCUGGGAGCUGGAGGACAUCCUCUACUUCAAGCUCAACGCCCGCAAGGACUCCACUGUCUCCAAGAUGACCGGUGAGCUCUAUGAGAAGGCCACCUACUGGAACCUCAUUGACGCCAAGCUCUACCGCUACUUCAAUGCCACCUUCUGGCGCAAGGUGGAGGCCUAUGGGUGGGAGCGAAUGGCCAGGGAUGUGGCCGAGCUGCACCAGGAGAACGAGAAGAUGAAGAGCAUCUGCAUCGAUGGAGGGCGCCCUGUGGAUGCCAACGCCAUCCAGGAGUCCUCCAUGCAGCCAUGGCAGCCGCUGGGCCAGAAGUCCAUCCUGGGUUACAACUUGAAGAAGAAGAUCAACAAGAAGCACCGGAAGCUGUGCCGCAAGAUGUUGACGCCCGAGAUCCAGUACCUGACCGAUUUGGGCGUCAACCUCUGGAUCACCAAGCUCUGGAGCCACGUGCGGGAGUUCUUAAAGUGGUAA